This is a messenger RNA of Leptinotarsa decemlineata (Colorado potato beetle), 978 nucleotides long. RefSeq lists its product as uncharacterized. The record is from RefSeq and is a predicted model, not a curated record. Lineage: Eukaryota; Metazoa; Arthropoda; Insecta; Coleoptera; Chrysomelidae. Gene Ontology annotation, molecular function: protein binding.
AUGUUGAAAUUCACUGUUUUCUUGAUAUUAUUAUCAAGAGUUUCGUGUCAAAAUUGUUCCUUUGGCCGUAUAUCAGCCGAAGUACUGGUUAACGUGGAUAGUGAAGUGGAGAAAGUGGAUUUCAGUGGAAAAGUCGAGCUGCCCGAAGAUAAUUUUCAGCUUUUUAUAAACCAACAGAAUCUACCGAGGCUGUGCGAGAACUCUAUACACAUCAUCAAUGAACUGUCUAUACUCCAGGUUCGAAAUUCAAAUUUGCUCGCUAUCGAUCCAGGAGCUUUCAACAUAGCUCCUGCUUUGGCCUUGUUGAAAAUAAGCUACAAUCCCUUGACAGUCUUGAGAGCAGGGGUGUUCAAUAAGGUUAGGACGAAAGAAAUUGACGUUUCCCACAAUUUUAUUUCGGUGAUUGAAAAGGAAACUUUCGAUAACAACUCAUGGUUGGAGGUGGUGUCUCUAAGCCAUAAUGCUAUCAAACAUCUGGAUCCGGACUGGUUCCAAAACAGCCCGAAUGUAUAUAAGAUAAGCAUAAUUUACAACGAGCUGACUAGAGUACCUGACGAAGCAUUUCGAAACAUGGCAAAGGAUAGAGGUUUGAAGCUGAGGCUUUCCGCAAAUAUGAUUUCAGAGGUAGCAGAAAAAGCAUUCGAAGGCAUUGAAACGGUACAAAAUCUGUGGAUGAAUGGAAACAAACUGAGAAGUCUCCCAACCGCUCUUUUCAACAAUAUAAGUAUCAUAAACCUUGAACUGAACACUAACAAUCUCCUGUGUUUUCCUGAAAAUAUGUAUGGAUGCGGUUUGAAAAAGUUACAGUUUUUGGAUAACCAACAGUUCAGGUGCGAUUGUUUGAAUGAAGUGAAAGAUUUUGUCAUUGAAAACAGUGUGGAUAUUGUCUAUCCUUCUAUAAUUUGUGAAAACAAAACUAGACAGGUUAAUGUGGUGUUCAAUUUUAACAAAACUUACGAAAUUCCUAUAUUCUCGUAA